Messenger RNA from Gryllus bimaculatus (two-spotted cricket), 3440 nucleotides. The record is from the annotation of a GenBank genome assembly. NCBI's taxonomy places the organism in Eukaryota, Metazoa, Arthropoda, Insecta, Orthoptera, Gryllidae.
GAAAAACACCAAAAUAAUGCUCGCAGUUCACGAACUGCUCGCCGUGAGAGAGACGAGACGUCAAUUAUAUUCUCUCUGGCCACUCUCUGGCAGACGAGACGUCAGCCCGAAACAGUUGGCAAGCAGUCGACGUCAUGCAUCGAAUAUCCGGUUUGUGAACCUUUCGCUUGACAAGGGAAGAAAUGAACGAACGCACUGGGGCUAUCGUAAACACUUGUAAAGUUUAGGCAAUUUUUUUUCUAUCGUGAUCAGCGGUGAACUAGAUAUGCAAAUGACAAUGUUUAGAUUUCAGUUGUUUACGCAGUUCUUUUAAUAUAUUCCUUUCAACACAUCAAUGUGCUACGAUGAAGAGCGACGUGAAUAUGCUUUCAGUCAUUGCAUUAAAUCUUUGCACAGUCAACCAAUGCGCUACGGUAUUCGAAGGUUUUGCAUCUGAUAUUAUCAAUCACACAUGGUAAAUGUAGGUAUUAGCAUCAAAAGUUUCCGGAAAGAAAAUCCUUGUCACAAGACGGCAUUACAUCCUAUAAGCGCUAUAACUUGAAGAAAUGUUAAUACAAACUCAACCGCAAUAUUUGGAUCUGCUAUAUUUGUUUAUCAACACCAUAAAAUUUCAAAGCGUAUGUAGUGAGCCGUUUUAUUUUUUUAUAAUUUCAACGUUAGACUCUGCAGGACGACAACACGAAAAGAGGCCAGAUGCUAGACUGACAUACGAAACGAAAAUAAAAAUAUAAUAUGACAGGACAUAUUUAAGUUUUCCUUUUGAAGUUAAUUUUAAGCUCAUUAAUUUUUUGUCGUCGACAUAUUUGCAGUAAUCAAUAUGUUGAUUACCAAACUCUCACAUGAAAGAAACUUAUGAAAUGUCCUGGAAACCUCCAAAGAGAACUUUACAAAAUGUUCCUAAAGUGAAACUGACUUACGGUCAUCCUCUUCCUGAAAACGUUGAUGAUGCAACUCCAGUAAAUGAUAUUGUUGGUGCUGAACAAUCACAUUUUCAAUUUUCAAGAAAUGGUGCCUGGUCGUAUUCUAAUUUUAAUUCCACAUUACCUGUGGCAUCACAAACAUUGGAAGAAAGUUAUCUGGAUAGAUUUAACAAAAUUUCAGAAUUUGACCAGGAGGAUGAUUCUGAUUUGGAACAAACACUAUUCUCUGAGUUUGGUGGUACAGAUGGAUCCAGUUUGGACAACAGUAGUGCUAGUUUUUUGUCAUGGGCUGAUGAAAUUGAAGUACAAGGAGCAGCAAAAACUAGAGAAUUAUUUGAAGAAUUGGAAAUGGCAUUAUAUGGUGAAGAGUCUGCUAAGGUGAAAGAUGAAGAGCUUUCAAGUGAAUGUAUGGCCUGGAAAAGCAGUCACAUUUAUUUAAGAGUAAUAGGAAAACAGCCUUCUUUUGUUGACUCAACAUCAGUUCAUCUAAAAGAAUUGGUAAAUGAAUACAGUGGAGAUAACGAAGAAGUUAUUGCUAGUCAUGGGUUUGUUGAAGAUUUCUUGAAAAUUGAAACCUCUGCUGAGAGUGGUGAUUCUUUAUCUACUCCCAGUUCUGACCAAAGUGGAAAUCUGACUGAAAAAGUAAAAACGACUGCUCUGGAACAACUUACGUUUCAUGCUCUAUCAGAAGCUCUAAAGUCAUUUGAGCAAGACCAAUGCAGGGAGUAUGCAGAGGUCAGGCAGAACAUAGUCACUCCACCAGCUGAAGAUGCUGUUUCAACUUUAGCAAAUCUUAGUGAAGAUUUAGGUCGAGCUUUACAAAUAUCUGGUAGAUCCAUUCAUCGAUCUCCAAAAACAUUGAAUUCAGAAAUGGGAAAGAAAAUGCAUAUAUCUGGUGAUCAAACUGAACCUAGUGUUCAACCAAAACGAUUUUUAUCUAACAUCAAUGUCAUACCAGAAGACAAAAUUUAUAUUACACCUGAAAAUUCAUUUGCAGUUUUAGGAUUUCCAAAACCUUUAAAUUCAGAUUUUUUUAACACUAAAACAAAAAUGUUGGAAAAGAGAGGAUUUCAUAGUGCUGCCGAUAGAAAGAGACCUGGAAUAUUGGAUAGAAGAUUUAGCUGUAUAAGUCCAGAGUAUGAUAAACUGUUAAAGCCAUCUCAUGAAAAUGAAGAUAAUAUGGAAAAUUCAUCAGUUAUUGUGAAUUCAAAACAAAUCUCAGCUCCUAAUACUCCACUGAAAUUAUUACGUCAUUUAACAUUACCUCCUAUUCAGAAUUUAAAUUCUUUCAAUAAGAUAUCAGAAAAUUCCCAUGAAAAAUCUCAAUCAUCUCUGACACACAUCAGGCGCAUAUUUGUGAAAAAUAAGGUGUCAUUGUCUCCUCUUCCCAAUACAGUAAACAUAUCAGGAGGGGUAAAUGAGUUACAAUUGGCAAAGAAAUUGUUGGAUAGCACACCUGAUUCAGGGCGGUGGAGUUCAUGUCGCAAAAUAGGUUUCACUGGCAUUCAAAAUGCGAAAUCAAGGAAGAAGGGUCUUGACAACUCCUACUUUGACAACUUGUGAAAUUAAUUGUGAAUCCUGAGAAAUUAUUGUGCAGUAUAAUCAGUCUACUCAUACAAUGCAUUAAUCUCAUUAUUUAAAUUUUUAAUUGUUUAUUGUAAGAAAAGCAGGUUUCAUUAAAGACUUUUUGUAGAAUAUUUUGAACUUACUGUCUUAAUGCACUUUCAUUAGAUCAUGUUAGUUUUUAUUCCAGCUCUGUAGAUUAAUUUGCAGACAACUGUUUAAAAAUAGAUUAAGCAAAAUCCAUUAUUAGUACUACUGCAAAAGUAGUUAACUCUUAUAGAUUAUGGUGCAGUUUUUGAAAGAAUGGUGCUGGUUGUGUUACUUUUGAAGUAUGUGAUUAAAAGAGAUGCUUACACAUGAAUUUUUUUUUUCAUGUGUAUCAAAUGAUAUUAUGAGGUAAAGGAGUACGUGAUAAUCUUGUGUGCCUUAUUAAAUGUUUUGAUGAAACCUGUUUUAUAUUCAAAAUCUCAUUUUAAGUAAAUAAGAACUGGUUAGAAGUUCAAUUUGGUGCCUGUUCAUGUUACUAUUAUUGAAAUGUAUUCUGAAAUGCAUGAAGAGAACCUGUUUGUUACUCUGAAAAUUGUUCAUAGAUUCAUUUAGGAAUUCUUAUUCUCAAUACUUUCACAAUAGUUUCACAAUUAAUUUUAAUUUAGUUCUUUGAAUGUGGUACGAAGUCUUCAUUUGUAACACUGCCAAAAUCACACUCUCCUCUAUUUAGGUGAGAAUGCAUGUUGCAUUUAUUUGUGUAUCUGCAGUCCAUUGGGAUUGUGAUGUGAUGUACUGGAUACUUAAUUUAUCUUGUUACAGUGUUAGUUCAGUAUUUAUAAUGAUUGAUUUUGUAAAUCUUGUUGUACAUUUUUAUUUGCACCCUCACAUUGAGGAAAUAUGAAAAUAUUUUUCAGAACUUCUGUCAUUGAUAGCAAAAUAAAUUAUGUUCAUUAAAUAAAAUUAUUGUAU